UUAAUUUAACACAUUUGCACAUACACAAAAUAAGCAAUUUAAGUCAGAAUAAUAACUAUAAUUGAGGGUUUUAUAUUAAAUUUAAUUAUUUUAAUUCAUAAACUCACUAAAUGAUAAUAUAGAGCAUGUUGUGGUGACAUCGAAUGAAUAUCUGCUGUAAAAUGUGCACACAUGUUAUUGUUUCAUUAUAAAAUGCGAAUAAAGCAGAAUAUUAAAAAUGUCUAAAACAGUGAUAAUGAAAAUAAAUGUGAGGCAUGCAGGAAACAUGCCGUUUCCAAAUGAAAUUCACAAUCGAAGCUAAAUCUAAAUCCAUCACAGAAACAAACGAAAAUGCUGUUUUUUUUAUUCCGCUGAUAUUAGUCGUAAAUUAGCUUUAUAAUAUUUCAAAGCAAACUUACAUUUCCGUUGAAAAUCCGCACAUUUUUUUUGUAAAAACGACUUUAGCCGAAAAAUAAUAAUAAUAAGACGACGAAAGCGAGCAGAAGACCUUGUGAAAACACAAACGGGUGAAAAAGGAAAAUGUCCAGAAAAAGCGUAGAAAAUGUUGAAAGAAGCUCUUGGUUCCUUAUUAAGGCGAAGAUACAAUAUUUAUUCCGUGUCUCCUGGGAUGCUCCGCUCCGUCUAUUGUCCUCCCAUUCCUCAGUGCUGAUGCUUAAUUUUCAAAACUUCUAUAUUACCAAGGGACCUACGACAUCAGCCGAGAAAUACCCUGCAAGUACAAAAUCCGUGAGCCAGCCCCGUCCGUGCAGAGGGGAGACGCUCGCGUUCCGCCAGCUUUCUGCCGUUAUACCGAGAGCGCGCGAGGGGGGACUUUUCCAUUUCUCUCGCUUUUUGAGGAUUUUAACGCAUUUUUCAUUAUUAUUAUUAUUAUCAUUCGAUCGGGGCCAGAGAGUGGAGGGGGAAAAAAACACGGGUUACUUUGGAGAAAGCACAAUGUCAGCGACCUUCCCCGGACUUGUCCACGACGCAGAGAUACGUCACGACGGAUCAAACAGCUACCGGCUCAUGCAGCUCGGCUGCCUGGAGUCCGUGGCCAACUCCUCGGUCGCCUACUCCUCCUCCUCCCCGCUCACCUACCCGGCGCCGGCGGGGACCGAGUUCGCCUCGCCCUACUUCUCCGCCAACCACCAGUACACGCCCCUGCACCACCAGUCCUUCCACUACGAGUUCCAGCACUCGCACCCGGCCGUGGCCCCGGAGGCCUACGGGCUGAACUCGCUGCACUCGGGCCAGUACUACCAGCAGAUCCACCACGGGGAGCCCGCAGACUUCAUCAACCUGCACAAUGCGCGCUCGGCCCUCAAGUCGUCGUGCCUGGACGAGCAGCAGCGGCGCGAGCUGGGCUGCCUCGACGCUUACCGGCGCCAUGACCUGUCGCUGAUGACGUCACACGGCUCCCAGGCCUACGGCGUCGGCAUGCACCACCCGGACCAGAGGCUGCUGCCCGCCGCCGGCCUGGGGCUCCCUUCGUCCGGCUCGGACGACCUGCAGGGCUCCGUGGAGGCGCAGUGUGGGCUCGUGCUGAACGGCCAAGGGGGCGUCAUCCGGAGAGGGGGGACGUGCGUGGUGAACCCUACAGAUCUGUUCUGCUCGGUACCGGGCCGCCUGUCGCUGCUCAGCUCCACCUCCAAGUACAAAGUCACCAUCGCCGAGGUGAAAAGAAGACUGUCCCCACCAGAGUGCCUCAACGCCUCCCUACUGGGCGGCAUACUGCGCAGAGCGAAGUCUAAGAACGGAGGCCGGUGUCUUCGUGAGAAAUUAGAUCGUCUAGGCCUCAACCUGCCGGCAGGACGGAGGAAAGCUGCCAACGUCACGCUGCUCACCUCCCUGGUGGAAGGUGAGGCACUCCACCUGGCGAGGGACUUCGGCUACACCUGCGAGACAGAGUUUCCCAGCAAGGCAGUGGGGGAACAUUUGGCAAGGCAGCAUAGCGAGCCGAAAGAAACCAGCGCACGCAAGAAAAUGGUCCUGGCUACAAAGCAAAUCUGUAAGGAGUUCCAGGACUUAUUGAGCCAAGAUCGCUCUCCUCUGGGCUCCUCCAGACCGACCCCCAUCCUGGACCUGGACAUCCAGAGACACCUCACACACUUCAGUCUGAUCACUCACGGGUUCGGCACGCCGGCGGUCUGCGCGGCUCUCAGCACCUUCCAGACGGUCCUCAGUGAGAUGCUCAACUACCUGGACAAGAACUCGAGCGGGAAGACGAGCGGACCCAACGACCAACAGAUCAACAACAGCUCGGAAAAGUCGCAGCUCCGGAAAACAGCCGAGCCCCAGAGCAAAGACGGGAAAACAGAAAAGACUGAGUAGCCCACACCCACACGGUCCCCGUGCCUUGGAGCGCUGCAUUUAGGAGUG
Centropristis striata (black sea bass) is the source of this 2358-nucleotide messenger RNA. RefSeq names its product transcription factor AP-2 delta (activating enhancer binding protein 2 delta) (gene tfap2d). The transcript is spliced from 8 exons. NCBI's taxonomy places the organism in Eukaryota, Metazoa, Chordata, Actinopteri, Perciformes, Serranidae. The record is from RefSeq and is a predicted model, not a curated record. Bases 520 to 2310 code for a protein of 596 amino acids. Gene Ontology annotation, cellular component: nucleus. Gene Ontology annotation, biological process: regulation of transcription by RNA polymerase II; anatomical structure development; regulation of cell population proliferation. Gene Ontology annotation, molecular function: RNA polymerase II transcription regulatory region sequence-specific DNA binding; DNA-binding transcription factor activity, RNA polymerase II-specific.